AUGGCCAGCAAAGGAGACGCCGCAGGACAGGCCUUUGGGCCAGUCCUAGCAGCGGUCGCUACUAUGCAAGGAAAUGUUCCGCGCACCGAAAAGGCUCAUGCUCAUGAGUUUCUUGAGAAAUUUCAGAAAUCCGUCGAGGCGUGGACUAUUACCCAUGAAAUGUUACAGUCGACCGACGUUCCCGUGGAGGCGAAAUUGUUCGCAGCAACAACAUUAAAGGGAAAGAUCAUAUUUGACCUAGACCAAUUGCCCGCAGAGUCCGUGGUUGGAUUGAGAGAUUCGGUUCUUAAUCUCCUGGUGGCUUUCGGUUCAGGGCCGCGACCUAUCCAAACCCAGCUUUGCGUGUGUCUAGCCAGUCUUGCUAUCCAGAUGAUCGAGUGGAAGGACGUUUUGGUUACUGUCGGCACUUCGCUAGGAAGCAACGCCGGUGACUGCGUGCUGGAGUUUCUCAGAAUCCUUCCGGAGGAAGUGACAGAAGGUCGCAAAAUCAAUUUAUCUGAAGAUGAACUCUCGUCGAGGACAAAAGAACUGCUGGAAGACAAUGCAGAGCAAGUCAUGCAUCUCUUGGUUCAAUACUCUCAAUCAUCCCCUGCGGCAUCUACGAACCCCCGCCUUCUCGAUUGUAUAACGUCCUGGAUGCGCGAGAUCCCGGCAUCGAAGAUUGUCGACUCACCUCUGAUGGACGUCAUUGUGAAGGCCCUGGAUGACGAUGCAUCAUUCGACGCUGCUGUUGACAGCAUGUGUACUCUAUACCGAGACACACGUGAAGUCGAUGACUCACUAGCCAUCAUCCAGGCCUUGUACCCACGCGUCAUGUCUCUCCGUCCCAAGAUCGCCGAAACCGCCGAAGCAGAGGAUACAGAAGCGUUCAGAGGUAUCACAAGGUUAUUUGCUGAGGCCGGUGAAGCAUGGGUGGUCCUGAUGGCGCGUCAGCCUGCACAGUUCCGCGAGCUAGUGGAAGCAGUGCUGGAAUGCUGUGCACGGGAUUGGGAGCGUGAUGUGAUUUCUAUCACCUUCAUCUUCUGGUACGAAUUGAAACAAUACGUCACACUGGAACGAUAUGCCGAGUCGCGUGCGGUCUAUGGCGAUAUUUUCUCAAAAUUGGUGGAUAUCAUGAUCAAGCAUCUUGAGUACCCGCGUCCCGAGGAAGGCGAAACCGAUCUUUUCGGGGGUGAUCGGGAGCAGGAAGAGAAGUUCCGACAGUUCCGACACGCGAUGGGAGACGUUCUCAAGGAUUGUUGUGUUGUCAUCGGAGUUACUGAAUGCUUGUCGAAGGCCUACCAGGUUAUCCAGCAAUGGAUCUCUCGGUACGCUUCGCAAUCAACGGAUGACCACGUUCCGAACUGGCAAGAGCUUGAAGCACCACUUUUCAGUCUGAGGGCCAUGGGCCGCAUGGUUGACCCGGAAGAAAAUGCAGUCUUACCGCAGGUCAUUCCCCUAAUCGUUCAAAUUCCAAACCAAGAGAAGGUCCGGUUCCAGGCUAUUAUGGCACUCGCACGCUACACAGAAUGGACAGCGCAGCAUCCCGAGACCCUUGAAGCACAGCUGAAUUAUGUCAUCUCGGGCUUCCAGCACAGCUCUGUGGAAGUCGUCCAGGCUUCUGCCCUGGCAUUCAAGUUCCUGGGAACAGAUUGUCAGAAACUCCUUGGAGGACAUAUUGCGCAGCUUCAUUCAUUCUACGAGUCUGUCAUUGACAGACUGAAGCCAAGCAGCCAAGAGGAGGUGACAGAAGGUGUUGCAGCUGUUGUUGCUGUGCAGCCAUUGGAGAAGAUAUAUGAGACUAUGAAGCUGUUCUGUGAUCCCCUCAUGUCUCGCAUUAUGAACCUGGCCAAUAACGCCAAAGACGAACAGGGCCAGCGAGCUGUUGCCGAUCACCUCCAGUUGAUCACGAUAUUUAUUCUGGUCGUGAAUCCUUUUGUUUCUCAAGGCCUGGAGAACCCAGCAGUGAAGUAUUGUGGUGAGAUCUUGCCUAUCACGACAACACUCGUCAUGAACUUCACGACAUCCACCCCAAUUCUGGAGCGCGUAUGUCGCUGCUGGAGAAAUAUGAUCAUCAGCUACAGAACCGCCAUGAGCCCUCUGCUCCCAACGCUUGCCCAGAGCCUUGCGAGCGGUUUCGAAGUAUCAAAGGAAGGGUGCUUCCUGUGGGCCACUGAUGCCGUCGUACGAGAAUUCUCUGAGGGCGCCGAAUAUGUUGACCCCGCAACAAGUCGAGCAGUGUUCCAAUUCUACGAGCAGCAAGCCACAGCUUUCCUCCGUAUUCUGAAUGACUUGCCACCAGAAAGCCUACCUGAUGUGAUUGAGGACUUCUUCCGUCUCUCCUCCGAUGCCGUCCGAUUCUAUCCCAAAGAAUGCCUCGCUUCCACUCUCUCAGUGCCGAUCUUCUCGGCUGCACUGAGCUCCCUUACCCUACAGCAAAUUGACCCUCUUAUGGCCACGCUGCACUACUACCACGAUCUCUUCAGUUUUGCUUUUGACAAGCCUGCCGUGUCGAGCUUCACCGCUCCGGAUGGAAAGGCUUACACCAACCCUCCGGAAAUACAGGAGGCCGUGAAGCGGCUGAUCGCGUCGCAAGGACAAGUCCUCGUACAACGUAUUCUCACCGGAAUGAUGUUUACAUUCCCAGGGGAAUGCUUCCCAGAUGCGUCAAGUCUGCUAAUGUCCAUGUUCGAAUUAAUGCCGCCAGAUACGGGUGGUUGGGUGCAGUCUACCCUGCAGAUGCUCCCCACGGGUACGAUGAAGCCGGGCGAAGCGGAACGACUACUAAAUGGAAUUUCCGAAAAGGUCCAGUCAGGAGAGACACGGAAGAUUCGCGUUCUCCUUCAAGAUUUCACCAACUCAUACCGCCGUCGGAACGUGGCGCCCAGGGAAGGUUUAGGCAGAUUGGAAGCCACGCGGUUCAGGUUUAGCGGGUAG
Molecule: messenger RNA, 2916 nt
Organism: Aspergillus puulaauensis
Lineage: Eukaryota; Fungi; Ascomycota; Eurotiomycetes; Eurotiales; Aspergillaceae
Gene: MTR10
Product: nuclear import receptor MTR10
Exons: 8
Coding region: 1-2916 (971 amino acids)
Biological process (GO): protein import into nucleus
Cellular component (GO): nuclear membrane; cytoplasm
Molecular function (GO): small GTPase binding
Source: RefSeq, a predicted model, not a curated record